AUGUCAAAUUUUUUUAGAAAACUAGUUAAAAAAGAAAAGGAUCCAAAUAGUCCAAAGAAUAUUAGAAGGUCAUCACCAAAAAUUAAAAGAAGUUUAAAUGACAGUGACUCAAAUAUUGAUAGUCCAUAUGGAGAUGGAUCAACGCCACCAUAUGAAAGAAGAGGUGAACCAAAUCCAAAUGAACCAGAUGUUGAAACUACUGAAGAAGAAUUAGAAAAUAUUAAUUUUGGUCCAGAAGGUGAUGCAGAUAAUGCUCCAGAAGAUAAAAAAUCAUUAUGGAAGAAAGUUAGUGGUUUAGUUGGUAAAGAUCCAAUGUCAUUGGUAUCUCUUCCUGUUUAUUUCUUUGAACCUUUAACAGUUUUAGAAUGUCAAAUAGAACCAUUAAGAUUUGUAGAGUUAAUUGAAAAGGCUUCAGAGUGCACAGACUCUAUUGAUAGAUUAAUGUAUAUUACUGCCUUUAAUGUUGCUGUCUUUAGUUCAUAUGUUAGAACAGCAAAACCAUUUAAUCCAUUACUAGGUGAAACUUAUGAAUAUAUUGACAAACAAGGUAGAUAUAAAUCUUUUUGUGAACAAGUUAGUCAUCAUCCACCAAUUGGUAUAGCUCAAACUACCUCUCAACUAUUUGACCUCCAACAAGAAUCAUGGAUCACUACUAAAUUCUGGGGAAAUAGUUUAGAUGUUUUCAGUCGUGGUCAAAACCAUUUGUAUUUAAAUAAAACCGGUGAGCAUUAUACAUGGAAAGUGCCAUCAUCAAUCUGUCAUAAUAUUAUCUUUGGUAAAAUGUGGAUCGAACAUUAUGGUGAACUUACAGUAGAAAACCAUAACACUGGAGAAAAAGCAAUUAUCAAUUUCCAAAAAUCCGGUUGGUUCGAAGGUACCCAAAAGAAAAUAAGUGGUGGUAUUUUUGAUGCUCAAGGUAAUACCGUUGUUAAUGUAACAGGUAAAUGGGACAAAUAUGUUAAAGCAAAAAAAGUUUCUGAACAACAACGUAAAGGCUCAUCUGAGAUUACAUUAUGGGAAGCUAUAGUCGAACCACCUGAAAAGAUUAAUAAGUGGAAGCAUGGAUCAUGGAUCCAAUCACUAAAUGAAAGAACCAAAGAGUAUGAAGAGGUUCUUCCAAAAUCAGACUCAAGACUACGUAUGGAUAGAAUCUAUUUAGAAAAAGAAGAAAACAAAUUAGCAAACAAGGAAAAGAAUAGAAUUGAAGAAAAAGAAAGAGCAAAGAGAAGAGAACGUGAAGUUCGUGGUGAGACUUGGCAACCAGUAUACUUUAAGAAAAGAGAUGACAGUAAAUAUGGUUACCGUUGGGACUUUAAUGGUAAAUACUGGGAUGAAAGGGAUAAAAGAGUUGAUAGUGUUAUCUCCUCUAAAUCUGGCGAUCCAAAUUUCAAUGCAGAUCUAAUUCCAGAAUAUGACGAUUCCAAAUUAAAUAUUAAUGUUCUAAGUCAAAGAAAACUAAGUAGAGACUUAACAAAUACAAGCACCCCAGAUGCAACCAGACACAGCACCAAAAUAGCUACCUUAAACAAAGAAUCUCAUCCACCAACCAUUAAAGAAAAUUUCGAAGAGGAAGAUGUCACAACAACCACUACAACCACUACAACCACCACAAAUGAUAAAGGUGAAUUAAUAUACUCUGAUAAAAACCAAGCUAAAUUAAAAUCAUUCAAAGAAGAUUCAAAAUCUCAUACCUAUAUUUAUUCAAGUCCAACAAUUGGUCAUGGUUCAAGAUAA
Dictyostelium purpureum is the source of this 1734-nucleotide messenger RNA. RefSeq lists its product as uncharacterized. Gene Ontology annotation, molecular function: sterol binding. Bases 1 to 1734 code for a protein of 577 amino acids. Gene Ontology annotation, cellular component: intracellular membrane-bounded organelle; membrane; cytosol. NCBI's taxonomy places the organism in Eukaryota, Evosea, Eumycetozoa, Dictyosteliales, Dictyosteliaceae. The transcript is spliced from 2 exons. The record is from RefSeq and is a predicted model, not a curated record.